Podarcis raffonei (Aeolian wall lizard) is the source of this 2851-nucleotide messenger RNA. RefSeq names its product phospholipase D family member 4 (gene PLD4). Bases 1 to 1017 code for a protein of 338 amino acids. Gene Ontology annotation, cellular component: phagocytic vesicle; endoplasmic reticulum; nucleus. The record is from RefSeq and is a predicted model, not a curated record. Gene Ontology annotation, biological process: phagocytosis; hematopoietic progenitor cell differentiation. NCBI's taxonomy places the organism in Eukaryota, Metazoa, Chordata, Lepidosauria, Squamata, Lacertidae. Gene Ontology annotation, molecular function: catalytic activity. The transcript is spliced from 5 exons.
AUGCCUGCCAGCUGGGUCAGGGUAGCUAUCAUCUUGCCCCCGGCCUGGGAGAACAAUGGACGGCCGGCUGGGGGUGGGGCGAAGGCCAAGGGAAAGAGGCCGCCCCCUUUGGCCAAACCUCACUUUGUUUCUUCCUCUUCCAGGUUUGGUUUGGAAUAUUGGUCUCCAGUUUCUCUCUUUCUGCAGGUGAAAGAAGUGGGGGUUUUGAUCAGCAACUGCAGCUGCUUAGCUAAGGAUCUCUGGAAAACUUUCAAAACCUACUGGGAUCUUGGGGAAGCAAACACCACCAUCCCAUCUCCAUGGCCAAACAAUUAUUCUACCAAUAUCAACAGCCACAGUCCUUUGGAAGUGCAGUUAAAUGGAACCAGCACUGAAGCUUAUUUUUCUGCUUCUCCUGCUUCCUUUUGUCCAGGGGGUCGCACCUUUGAUCUUGUGGCAGUUCUCGAUGUUCUCUACGAUGCAGAAAAAUUUGUCUAUGUCUCCAUGAUGGAUUACUUUCCUACAAGCCGCUUCAAACACCCGCCAAAAUACUGGCCACCCAUCGACAAUGCUCUGAGAAGUGUGGCGUUACACCAAAAUAUACACAUACGGCUUUUAAUCAACUGCUGGGUCCAUACUGAUUCUUCCAUGUUUCGUUUCUUGGAGUCACUGAGUGUCCUUAGCGAUCAACAUGCCAACAUCACAAUCGAAGUGAAAAUCUUCACUGUUCCAGUUGGAAAUCACACAAACAUCCCCUUUGCAAGGCUGAAUCACAGCAAAUAUAUGGUGACUGACAAGGCAGUCUAUAUUGGAACUUCUAACUGGUCAGAAGAAUACUUCAGCAUCACUGCAGGUGUGGGACUGGUUGCCAAGCAGUCUUCAACAGACGCCACAAAGAGAAACCCUACAAUACAGGAGCAACUGAGGGCUCUCUUUGAACGAGACUGGAAUUCCAAAUAUUCAGUAAAAAUGGAAGACCUGCCUGGGCAGAAAGACUGUGCUUGGGAAGAUGGAUUUAAAAGUUCUUUCAAAAGCUAAAUUAUUCUUAUUUUUUAUUGCUAAUUCAGUUAUGAGCUUUCUGCAUGUGAAAUUUAGGAUCGUUGUGGAUUUGCCAGAUGACAAAUGUUUUAGUUCAGGAUGUCUCAAACCUUGAUCACGGAGUAGUCCCGUUCACAAAUUUCAUUUUUAUGGAAUCGUAUAGCUGCAAGGGAACUUGGAUGUCAUUUUAUUCAAUACACUGCUCAGUGCAGGAUCUACAAUGCAGGAUGCAGUGUCCCUGGAAGGUGACCACUUAAAUGCACUCAGUGAAUGAUAGCCUAUUGCCUCGCAAGAAAGUCUGUUCCUAACAGUAAGAGCUAUUUGACAUGGAAGUUUUGCCUAAUGUUUAGCUGAAACAUGCUUCCCUGCAGUUUCUGUUCACUGGUUAUACAGUGGUACCUCUGGUUACGAACUUAAUUUGUUCUGGAGGUCCGUUCUUAAGCUGAAACCGUUCUUAUCCUGAGGCACGCUUUCACUAAUGGGGCCUCCUGCUGCACGUGCGCCUCUGAGGCGCGAUUGCCAUUCAUAUCCUGGGGCAAAGUUCACAUCUUCCGGAUUUUGUAAGCUGAAGCGUUCAUAACCAGAGGUACCACUGUAGUCAUGUUGUAUAAAGCAACAGAGAACCUGUCUGCUUAUCUUCUGCACAGCAGUCCUUCAGAUAUUUGAAGACCACUAUAAUGACUCCUCUUAAAUCUUAUCCUCUCCAUGCUAUGCGUAUCUGCAGCUUUGAUCCAAUAUUGUGUAUUGUUUAAUGGCUAGGUUAGAAGAUGUAUUAUAAGAGGGUACAUGAGAAUUGGCCAUCACUUGUCGACACUUGAUCCUUAUCCUUAUUAAUACCUUGACAAUAAAUGCUAUUCUAUGGUGUGGUGUGCCUUUUAGUCUGCACCCUUAAAAUAGUGAUUUCAAGCCAGCACACUCAAAAAAAUAAACCCCAAGAAGGGAAAGUUAAUUCUUUAGUUGUACUGCGCUGAAAUUGUGCAAAUACUCUUUGAUUGUACAAUUUCAAAUUGCAGCCCAGAGAUCAAAAUAGAGUUAUGCAACCGGGCAAUUGUUGCAGUUGCAAAAUUCCACAAGGUGGCAAUGUUUGAGAAAAUUAUGGCCUGCUUUACUCUGCUCCCCCCCCCCCGCCCAUUAAAAGCUGUGCUUCAUAAACCACUAACAUUCUGUUUCUCAGUUCAGAACUGACUUCAUCAGCACUGCUCCGGAAAGGUUUGAAGACUGUACCCUCAAUUCUGCCUGAAAAAGGCAGCUGCAGAAUAGCAAUUUUAAAAAGCUUUGUCUGCUGUUGCCAGCGAGAGUUGCUUAUUAAAUUAGAUUUCUAUGGCCUUCUGUAUUACUCUUCCUUGAAUUUCAAGGUGGCUAGUAACAUUAAUUGUUAUAUCUGCCUUGUACUGGAAGUCAUUUCUAUUUUGCAUUUAAAAAUAGGGAACUGAGGCUACCAAGUGAAUUGACCCAGGCCUGCCUAGUAAAUCUGUGUCCAAGCUGGUUAUGGGCUUGAAUAUGGAAAUUGUAUUAUGUUUUCUGUAUACAUUACUGUGGGAUAUAAUUAUGUAAAUAUAGAUAAACAUUUUGGUGUGGGUGAUGUGCGUAUUUAUAUUGUCACCAACUACUUAUAAGGCCGCUUUACACCUAUUUUCUCCACAUGGAAAAAUAGGACAUAUAUACCUGUGUUCAGCUUUCUGUGUUGAAAUCAUAUGACUAUAUAUUUUGCUUUGAUAAUUUGUGUUUGGGAGGCACAGUGCAGAAUGAGCCUCAACUAAACAGACGUGUUUUAGAUCACAUGAUCCAUCUCCCUAUUGCUCCAGAUCUAUAAACUAUGGCCAGAGUGAAUCCA